This is a messenger RNA of Notolabrus celidotus (New Zealand spotty), 758 nucleotides long. It is a transcript of the gene bop1, whose product is annotated as BOP1 ribosomal biogenesis factor. The coding region runs from base 27 to 614 and encodes 195 amino acids. Gene Ontology annotation, cellular component: preribosome, large subunit precursor; PeBoW complex. The transcript has 4 exons. Lineage: Eukaryota; Metazoa; Chordata; Actinopteri; Labriformes; Labridae. The record is from RefSeq and is a predicted model, not a curated record. Gene Ontology annotation, biological process: maturation of LSU-rRNA from tricistronic rRNA transcript (SSU-rRNA, 5.8S rRNA, LSU-rRNA); ribosome biogenesis. Gene Ontology annotation, molecular function: ribonucleoprotein complex binding; protein binding.
CUAAAGGGGACUACCUGGCCUCUGUGAUGCCAGACCACUCCAGCAACCUGCAGGUGUUAAUCCACCAGGUGAGCCGUAGGCGGAGCCAGAACCCCUUCAGGAAAAACAAAGGUCUGGUCCAAAGCGUGUCCUUCCACCCGGUCAGGCCCUACUUCUUCGUGGCCACGCAGCGCUCCGUCCGGAUCUACAACCUGGUCAAACAGGAAAUGACCAAAAAACUUCAGGCCAACUCCAAGUGGAUCUCCAGCAUGGCAGUCCACCCUGGAGGUGAUCAUGUGAUCUGUGGAAGCUACGACUGCAGGCUGAGCUGGUUCGACCUGGACCUGUCCACCAAACCCUACAGGAUGCUCCGACACCAUAAGAAGGCGGUGAGGGGCGUGGCCUAUCACAGGCUGUACCCGCUGUUCGCCUCAGCGUCAGAUGACGGUUCAGUGAUCGUCUGUCACGGGACGGUGUACAACGACCUGCUCCAGAACCCGCUCAUCGUCCCGGUGAAGGUUCUUAGAGGUCAUGUGAUCACUCAUGACCUCGGCGUUCUGGACGUGACCUUUCACCCCACUCAGCCGUGGAUCUUCUCCUCCGGAGCCGACGCCUCCAUCCGCCUCUUCACCUAGCAACCGCCCGGCAACCAGAUCCAUCGCUGCACCUGUCAGCAGUGGUCCCUAGGAGACCGACCGCACAGCUGGUCGUUUUGUAAUUUCUUUGACCUUUGACCUUGUUACUGUUUAUUUUUAAUUAAACUCAAACUUUCUCCACAC